AUGGCUUCAAUCAGGAAUGUUGCAAUUGUCGGUGCCACGGGGCGGAUAGGCCAGCACAUAUUUCAGGCACUGGUCGCCCGAGGUACGUUCUGCGUGACGGUGCUCACACGUACGAACAACUUGGCCCAAGCCCAUGCGGGUGUGGACGUGAAGACCGUGGAUUAUGACGAGCCGGCGAGCGUCGUGGAUGCUUUGAAGGGCCAGGAAGCUCUCGUCAUCACCAUGGCGAACACGGCCCCGGACACACAACAGCUCGUGUUGGUCAAAGCUGCCGCGGAUGCUGGUGUGCGCUGGAUCCUCCCCAACGAAUGGGGGUCCGACACCGCUCAUCCAUACAACGAACGCGCCGGCGUCUAUCGCAAUAAACAGGCGGUACGCGACCGCAUCGACGAGCUCGGAGUCAGCUCGUGGGUGGCGGUCGUCAGCAACCAGUGGUUCGAAAUGAGCCUCAGCACCGGCAGGUACGGCAUCGACAUCAACCGACGAAAGGUGACGUUUUUCGACGACGGAACGGCCAAGACGACCACUACCACCAAGCUCCAGGUCGGCCGCGCGGUAGCCAGUCUGUUAUCUCUCCCGGAGGACGGCAGCUCGCCCGCGCUGUCGGAUUUUGCCCACAAACACAUCUACAUCUCCUCGUUUUUCCUCGGUCAGCGAAACACAAACACCUCCCCUCACCAGUGGACCACCCAAAGCGUGAGCCUCAAGGCGGUAUUGGACUCCACCUACCAAGGACUUCGGCAGGGAGAUCAUGCCGCUGCGUUGGAAUGGAUAAGCGCGUCCAACUUUGCACCGGGAAGUGGCAAUGACUAUGCAGUGACGAGGGAGACAGCGAAUACAGUCCUCGGACUUCCCGAAGAGGACCUGGAUGAGGCGACAAGAAGGGCCAUCAGGGAGGCUCAUCUACUGUUCAAGAAGUAA
Molecule: messenger RNA, 921 nt
Organism: Exophiala xenobiotica
Lineage: Eukaryota; Fungi; Ascomycota; Eurotiomycetes; Chaetothyriales; Herpotrichiellaceae
Exons: 2
Coding region: 1-921 (306 amino acids)
Source: RefSeq, a predicted model, not a curated record